Scomber japonicus (chub mackerel) is the source of this 2958-nucleotide messenger RNA. RefSeq names its product WD40 repeat domain 95 (gene wdr95). Bases 1 to 2958 code for a protein of 985 amino acids. Lineage: Eukaryota; Metazoa; Chordata; Actinopteri; Scombriformes; Scombridae. The transcript has 30 exons. The record is from RefSeq and is a predicted model, not a curated record. Gene Ontology annotation, molecular function: protein binding; calcium ion binding.
AUGCCAUUGGGGAAAAAGGUUCGCUCUUCCUCUGCUUCAGGAAGAUUAGAAACCUUACAUGUGUCCAGCAUCCUUUCUGAAUUGGGGAGUACAGGAGAAAGAACAAGAAAGAAGCAGCCUGAAUGGUUGGUGCGGGAGCUGCUGAAACAGAACAAACGAAGACACUCUGUCACACUUGGAGACAAGGUUCAAAUCAUGAGACAACACCACCACCAGUCUACUGAUCCAAUUCAGAGCCUCAAGAUUGAUGAGAAGAUAUCACUUGAUAACCUCCAGAAACUGAAACUAGCAUUUGAGAGCAAUGCACAAAUUCAAGGGUUAUUUAAGAAGAUUGAUUAUUCAGGCCAGGGAAGAAUUUCAUGGGGUGAGUUCUGCACACACAUGUUGCAGGAGUACAAAGAAAAGGAGGAAACAGCAAGACGCAGUAAACAAGUGGCUUUCACUCUGCCAGCCACCGUGAAGGCAUUGUGUCAUAGCAUUCCCAUCAUCAACAUCCACUCCACCCAUGAUGGCACCAUCAUAACUGUGCGAGAAGAUGGAGCUGUUUGCUACUGGAGUCCUGAGCUUAAACUCCAGAGGACCAAACACAUGUUUAACGAAGGACCUGCAAACAGGAAGUCAAAGUGGGCAAGUGAUUUUACUCUGAUGACAGAGCACAACAAGCUGAUGAUUGGAACAGGGGACAGAGAGAUCCAACUUUAUGAGCUUUCCACACUGGAGCCUUAUUGCCAAAUUAGUACACUAGACACAGUCCCUUUGACUGUAGACUACGGCUGCACAGGCCUAGAUAAAUGUUGUAUUCUGUAUGGAGACACUGAGGGAGGUGUGAAUAUCAUUUUAGUGUCCUCUGUUGGAGAUACCUUCAGAUUAUGGAAUAAAUUACCAAAGAUUGAAAAUAUGCCCAACAUAACAAUUGACAAUGCAGUGCUCUCUCCGAGUGUGACAUUUGUGCGAUGGAAGGUUCAUCAGGACUGGGUGACACAGGUAAAAUAUUUGCCAAGUUUCCAAGCUGUUAUCUCGUCGACAAAUGAAGAGGCUUCAUCUCUUGUUAUGGGUUGUGUGCUGCCUUUAACGGAUGCUGAGCAGCAAUUGAGUGAGAUCAGAGAAGCUUGUUAUGAAAGUAAGACCAAGAAGGACCAACUGAGCUGGACUCCACAGCUCAGGGCUUCAUGUGACCAGACAGUCUUCACCAUCUGCAAAGGUGUGAAGACCUUUGAUCUUUGUCAGAAGCACAGCCUGCUGGUUACUGGAGGCAUGGACAGACUCAUACGCAUGUGGAACCCACAUUUUUCUGGGAAACCAACUGGGAUUUUGAAAGGCCAUUCUGCUCCUGUCAUGUACCUCUGCAUCUCCUCAGAAGACAGUCAAAUCUUCUCAGUCUCCAUAGACUGCACUGUAAAAAUCUGGGAUAUUCAAGAUCAGUGUUGCCUGUUUACAGCAGAUCCAAAAGCCACUGGGAUUCAUGGUGACAUAUCUGCAUGCCUAUAUUCCCCUGCUAUGAAAUCCCUUUACACAGCAGCAGACUGUAUGGCUGUGCUGUCUCUGAAGAUAAGGCCGCAGCUUCACAGCCGUCUGAAUGUCUCACAUAAUGAGCCUGUAAUGUGCUGCGGCUACAGUGAGGAGUUUCGUCAAGUUGUCAGCUGUACUGAGGGAUCUGUGGUGAAAGUUUGGGAUUUUGACACUGGACGUCAGGUUUUUGAGUUUGGUGGCACACAUGACCUGUCUGCCAUCACAUGCAUAACUUUUGACCCCAAAGGGAGGAGACUCAUCACAGGGGGAAGAGACGGUUGUCUAAAAAUCUGGAACUUUAACAAUGGGCAGUGCCUAAAAACCCUAAAGAAGGAUGGUGAAUGUCACGAGGUGUGCGACUGCUACUUUCUGAAAGUUCACAGGAAUUCCUAUGUGAUGUCUGUCGGCUGGGACCGGAAGAUUGACAUUUACUCAGACAUACCUGAGGACCCUCACCAUAUCCAGAGGCCACAGCCUUCAUGGCAGGAUGAUCAGAAAAAUGGCCAUAAGGAAGACAUCCUUUGUGUGACACAUUGUCCCCCAUCUCUUGUGGCCACCAGCAGCUAUAAUGGAGAGAUUAUAGUGUGGAAUGUGAUUUCUGGACGUAUACAGACACGGUUUGUCAGCCCUGUGCCAGCUGAACACCAAAAUGUUGAAGGCCUAGAUAUUAGUGUUCCGAGCAUGAUUUUCCUGAAGAACUCCAAGUUACAGCAAUUUUCUUCAGCUACAGCUCUCCUGUCGUCUGGGGCCAUGGGUUGUGUAAAUAUCUGGAAAGUGCUCAGUGGUGGAAAGUUUGUGAGGAGCUUCAAAGCUUCGAAAUUCCAACAAAAGAUUACAAAACUGGCUAAAACAGACAAGGACACGUUGUACGCUGCUGACAGAAUUGGUUACAUCUACAUUUAUGACAUGGAGACAUUUGAUCUUAAUGCUGAGAGAAAGCCACCAAGAGCUAAGAAAUUCUGGCGUGCCCACACCAGCAGAGUUACUGGCCUGCAGAUUGUUGACAGUGAUCUAGUGGUGCUUACCUCAUCCAUGGACUUCACAGUGCGCCUUUGGAGUGCACAUGGAGAAUUCAUAGGGACAUUUGGGCAAUCUGAGAGGUGGAGUGUCCACAUCUCCUCUUCCUGGAUGCAUCCUGCCAUCCCCUAUGAGGUUUUGAUUGAUCCUCUGAGUAUGCCAGAUCAUGAAAUCCUGAGAGUAAAAACACAUCUCCCUGAUGCCAUCAAUCCUGACAAGACAGAGGCUGACGUAGAGGAAUUCAAGAGAGAAGUUCCUCCCCUGGGCAUCAUCCUCCUGCAGCCACUCCUACAGAGAGUCCAGUUGGAAGAGGUCAGGCUGUCUGUCAGUGAGUCAGUGACCUCAUCCCGCCAGCAGAGUGCGUCCCUGAGCCUUGUACAGAAAGUGGGGAUGCCUCCUACUGGAGCUCAACACACUCCCCGUUCUCUAUGA